Messenger RNA from Vanessa tameamea, 4178 nucleotides. RefSeq names its product condensin-2 complex subunit D3-like. Gene Ontology annotation, molecular function: histone binding. Gene Ontology annotation, cellular component: condensed chromosome, centromeric region; condensin complex. The transcript has 21 exons. Lineage: Eukaryota; Metazoa; Arthropoda; Insecta; Lepidoptera; Nymphalidae. Bases 80 to 3682 code for a protein of 1200 amino acids. Gene Ontology annotation, biological process: mitotic chromosome condensation; meiotic chromosome condensation. The record is from RefSeq and is a predicted model, not a curated record.
UUAUUUUAUUAAUAAAAUCUGGGCAUUAAUUGUGAUAAUUUUUUUAUGUUAAUAACCUUAAUUCAAGCUCUGUCAAAAAAUGGAGGAGGUUUUAAGAGAAUUAAAUAAACUACGUUUAGAUAAUUUGAUUGAAGAAUGGGUACAAGCUAUUUAUGAAUCUGAAUUCUUAGAAUUUAACGAAAUUCCUGCUGAUUACGAAAAUUCAGUGGAAUAUGUUGACAUAAAAUCUAUAUUUCACAGUGCUAUGAAUGCAAUAGACGCAUGGCUUAACACAAAUUUAGAUAACGAAGAAGAGAGAUCGUGGACUGUUUUGUCACAUCAAAUUAAACACCAACACUUAUUAGCUCUAUUAGCUUACUACAUAGACUUUGGUGGUAAAAAUGUCGUCUCAAGAGAACACCGAAAUAACGCUAUACAGGCAUCUCGCUUAUAUUAUAAGCUGCUUUGCAUUCCUGGAUAUAAAGCAUACAACAUUUAUCACUCACAACUUUUCACGCACUCACUGGUUUGUCUAAACUAUCCUAAAGCUAUGUGUGACAAUGAAGAAAAUUACUUCAAUGCAAAAGAACUUACUUGUGAGGUAAAUUCUGUCAUUAAAGAACUGGGUUACUUCGUAAAUGACUUAAGGCAAAUUAUUCAAAACUUACAUUUGACUUCAAAUGAUAUGAAUUUUGAAGACAUUGUGAGCAAUUUAGUAGAUAUAACAGGAGGAGCCAUAGUUAACAAAUUAAACAUAGAUAAAAUAGAACUGGCCAAGCUUUCUGGUGUAAUAUAUGAAAUGAUUGAUGUACUGGUUUGUGAGGCCAAUGGUGAACCAAAUGCUGCAGCCAUACAAUUACUUUUCAAGUGUCUACUGCCAAAAUUCAUUGCAGCAUCUGUAGACUGCCGGCAUGUUAAUAAUGUGAUCAGAGCGUCAUAUGUAACAUAUUCAGGAUUAUUGUUAACAAAAUUUGGAAAAGCAGCUUUACCUGGUUAUGUUGUCCUUUUAGAACAUCUUUGCUACACUUUAGAUGGACUUGAAAAAGCUGAGGUUCGUUCUGCUCGUGUAUCACUUGUUGUGGGCCUUAUGAGUCUCUUGCCUCGCAAAUCUUAUGGAAAUUAUGUAAAAUGGCUACUUAAAUUAUCAACAACUGCGAAAGUACCUCAUAGACAGAUUGCAUUGGAAAUGCUGGCUAAGCUUUUAAAUAAUGAUCCUGAUUUGUCAACACCUGAUCAUUCUAGUGAAAAAGAGAAGAAGCCUUCCUUGCCUGGAACAACUAAUGCAGAAACAACUGAGGAGCCUAACCAAAAUGUGCAAGAAGAUAAUGCUAUAGAUGAAAACAAUUUGGAAUCACAACCAGGAACUUCACAGUCUAUCACUACUGAAAUUGAAAGCACCCAAAAUAUACCUACAGACAAUGACGAAGCGGAGGAGGACGUAGCCGGGCUGCUGCGCCAGCGCACGCACACCAUCGUGCACGCCGAAGUGCUGCGCGCCGUGUACGAGCGCGUGCACGACGUGUCCAGCACGCUGCGCACGCGCGCUCUUGCGCUGCUCGCCGACUGUCUGACCUCCGAACAUCCUGCCAUGAAGGAGGCUAUCAAGGAGCUGAACGGCGCGGGCGCGGUGUCGCGGCUGGCGGCGGUGGGCGCGCGCUGCGUGUGCGACGAGCGCGCCGUCGUGCGCAAGGCGGCCGCGGGGCUGCUGCACCGCCUGCUCGCCGACAUGCUGCACGACGGCCGGACGCCCCAGGACUCGGACUACGCGAUGCUGGUGGGCCUGUGCCGCGACGCCAGCAUCGUGGUGCGUGUGAGUGCGGUGGGCGCGCUGGGCGAGCUGGCCGCGAGUGCCGCCCACCGCGCCGCGCUCGAUGCCUUCCUCGCCGGGCCCAUGCACCGCCUGUCCGACCCGGAGACCAAGAUUCAAGACCAAGUUGUGGCUCUCAUACAGCAACUUUUAAUAGAGCGCAUACGUAAGUACGACGCUCUCGUAACGGAAGAUCCAUUGCCGUGGGAGUUCCUCGCCGGAAUCACGCGUCAUAAUAUGAAGAGACAUCUUCAGAAAGCGUGCGCGUUGCUGGCCAAGUCAUCGAAUUGCAUCAAUCAUCGUUUAGUGGAUUUAUUAAGUACCCACUUGGGGAUACUCAACGACGAACGAGACUUGCAGUGCCUGGUGCUUCUGACAAGCAUUUCGCGUCACGUGGAUUACUCAGAUGUCGGCUUCCUGCUGGACUACUAUUACAAUCUGACCGAAAAACCGGAGCGGGACGCGCGGCUGGUGCCGCUGUCGCUGGAGCUGCUGGCCACGUGGUCGGCACGUGUGGGGGGCGAAGCACGAGCCGCACUGCGCGACCAUCUCGUCACGCGCCUGGCAGCCGCCGUCGACGACGGAAGCAGAACUGCGAGCGCGUCGCUCGCGGCUCAACUGGAUCCUGAAAAUUUGCAGUGGGCAACGGAGUUGAUGCAAAUAUCGGAGCGGCGCGCGCUCGAGAGCGGCGCGGGCGACGUGCGCGAGUGGGUGCGCGCCGCCGACGUGUCGCUGGUGGCGCCCGCGCCGCCCUCGCCGCAGCUGCUGCGCCUCUUCCUCGCCGCGCUGGCGCAACCGCCACCCGAGUGGGGCGACGAGGAGCGCGGCCUGUGCGCGGCGGGCGCGGGGCGGCUGUGCGUGCGCUCGCGGGACGCGGCGGCCGCGCUGGCGCCGUCGCUGGCCGCGCUGCUGCGGGACGACGCCGCGCCGCUCUGCGCGCGCCUCAACACGCUGCUGGCGCUCACCGACAUCUGCACCAGGUACUCGUGCAUCGUGGAGCCGCAGCUGGACUCGGUGUGCGGAUGCGUGGCGCCUCAGGCGGCGCCCCCGCUGCGACGGGCGGCGGCUCGCGCACUCACACGCCUGCUGCUCGCCGGGUAUCUUCGUCUGCGCACGCCGCUCUACUAUCGGUACUGCGCGCUGCUGGCGGACGAGGACCACGACGUGCGCGAGCCGGCCGAGUACUACGUGUCGUGCUGUCUCACCGUCGACACCAUCUAUCAUCACUUCGUCGACUGCGUGCUGCACUACAACAACCAGGAAAGCGAGAGCAUUUCGUUCGACGCGCGGCAGCUGAUCUACGACGUGAUGCUGCAGCGCAUGUCGCUGGUGCAGAAGCUGAACGUGCAGUGCCGGCUGGCGCGCGAGGUGCUGGAGCACGCGGGCGCGCUGUGCGACGACGGCGACGAGCUGUCGGCCGCGCUCAACGCCGCGCUGCUCGACACCAUCACGCUGCUCUGCGGCCCGCGCAUGAAACUGCCCAAAAAACCGGAAAAAGCCGGGGAUGCCGAUAUAGAUGACCUUCAGGAACGAGUUACGACGAACAUCGUAUCUCAUAAAAUGAAGCGCACGGUGGCGGAGGUGCUGGUGCCGGCCGUGCUGCGGCUGUACGCGCACAUGCGGCCGCGCGGCGGGCAGCUGGCCGCCUACCUCGUGCGCAUCGCCACCGACCUGCUCAACGACUACCGCCACGAGAUCGAGGAGCUAAUAGAGAACGACGAGGAACUAGUGGAGCGCGUACAGCAGUUCCAGGAGACCAUAGGGCUCGAGGCGUCGUUCGGCAACACCCGCAACCUGGUGACGGCGUCCGCGCCGCCCGAGCCCGACACGCCGCGCGCACGCAAGCGCCCGCGACCCUACGCGCACUCGCCCCGGAAGAGGGCGCUGCGGAUAUAGUCGCCACAGCGCUGCGUACAGCUGACGCAUGGCAGACCUGGAGCUUAUCUAUUAACUGUUUUAAUCUUGAAAAUUAUGUCAAAGUAUAAGUUUUCUCUCACCUUACACUGCUAGAGAUAAUAUUAUCUUCACAGUGACGAUGACGAAGUCUUUACACUAAAUGCGAUCCUACUUCAGUGUGAGAUAUUUAUUUAAAAGUCCUGCCAUUACAUUAUUGAUAUACCAAUGAAAACAAACAAGUGUUAUCUAAUAUUAUAAUAUAUAUCUGAUAGAAACUACCACCUGUUAUAUUUAGCGCUAUUACAUUUGAAAUACAAGUUAAUUUUAAACUCUUCAAAUAUUCAGAUUAGGAUAAAAUUUCAAAUGUAUGCAAGAUAUUUAAAUCGACAGGAUUCUGCAAAUGGAGACGCUAUUCUAUCUUAAGAAGAUACAAGUAUUACACAUCAUAUAAAAGUCCGUAUAUGUUUUAAUACGGACAAGUCAUGUAAGUAUAAUU